This is a messenger RNA of Drosophila miranda, 582 nucleotides long. Its product is annotated as protein swallow-like. The coding region runs from base 1 to 582 and encodes 193 amino acids. NCBI's taxonomy places the organism in Eukaryota, Metazoa, Arthropoda, Insecta, Diptera, Drosophilidae. The record is from RefSeq and is a predicted model, not a curated record. The transcript has 2 exons.
AUGAAUCUGCCCAGGAACUUUCAUUCGGCGAAAACAAUAGAGCGAUUCAAGCACGUGCCCAGCAAAGUGGCACUGGGCAUAGCAGAGAUGCAGGCGAUGGACCAGCUGCGUCGUAGUAUGAAAAUAAAGGUCGACGCCCCCAACUCCACAAAUCUCCCUCGGAAAGAGGACAUUCAAGCACUUGAGGACCAGCAGCAUCGCUGUGCGAUCAAUAAGAUCUGUCAGCACAGCUCCAUGCUGGAGUUCAUGACGCCUAGAGAGCGCGGUCACGACUUCUGGCUGGGCGAGGUGCAUAGCCUUGACGAGUCACUGGCUGGCAGUUACGAGCGUUUACUCGUCGAGAAUGACCGACUGCUCAACGAGAAUUUGGCCUUGAGGAACGACAAGGUGCGUCUGGUAGCCGAUAAAAUGAGUGCGCAUGAAUACAUCAACUAUCUGCAGGCCAAGCUGCGCGAAAAUACUAUAGCAAUCAUUCAGAUAAAACGCAGUUUGGCCACCCUUCGCCAAAACAUGGACACCAGCAAGCGCCACGCGAGCGACACUCCAAAGCCAGCAAAAGUCCCAAAGGCCACCCAGCUCUGA